Messenger RNA from Brugia malayi, 267 nucleotides. RefSeq lists its product as uncharacterized. The transcript has 2 exons. The coding region runs from base 1 to 267 and encodes 88 amino acids. The record is from RefSeq and is a predicted model, not a curated record. Lineage: Eukaryota; Metazoa; Nematoda; Chromadorea; Rhabditida; Onchocercidae.
AUGGCUUUUUUUUUUGAAGUGGAUGCUUCAUCAUUGGCAAGCAGUAUUGAAUUAAAUGAUGCGCUUGUAGAUUCGGAAUGGUUCUCUCCAGGUGAAAUUCAUUCAAUAAUACCAACCGGAAAUAAAUGGAGUAAACGGAAAAGGAAAAUAGAAGCAAAUAAAUUUCAUGAUAAUACACAUUCAAAUUGUUUAUUUUAUAUGCGUUGGUAUGAAGCAUAUAAAAUUCGUGCUUUAAAACAGCGAUUUGUAAGUUUGCUUGCUAUUUGA